GUGGCUUUCACCACGGAGGUUGCCGCAUGAUGAGCGCCCCCCUCCAUUGCACCCAAAGCAUAGUACCCUAGGUUGAACCUAGGGUCCAAAAGGGUUGCAAUAGUGUAGUCCUCCGAAGUCCGGUUGUAGUAGUUCUUCAGUUUGGCGUGAGCAUUCUUGCAUGGCUCCCAAAACUCGCCCCUGGCGGCCACCUGGGCUUCCAACAAAUCCAUGAGUGAGUUCACCAAUGGAACACACAAGGAAGUUGUUGGGUACCUAGACCCCUCCAAAAUCCGUUGCACUCCGGCAAACGGAGCGAGAAGUUUCUCAAGAACGAAGAGGGUGCUCCAUUCGUCAUCCCUCAUUCGGAGCUCCUCAAAUACCUCCUCCUCCACCUCGGCCACCAAGUAGGAGUUAAUGGCCGCCUUCAACUCCCGUGCCCUUACCACCAUAGCAUGGGCACUUCCCCACCUCGUUGGGGUGUCAUGAGCAAGUGAGGUCUUAUGCCCUUGCACCUUCUCAAUGCAAUGUACCUCAAACUUAUCAUGCCUCAAGCUUGACCCACUAAGGUGGGUUGCAAGCCCACGGACCUUGGUGAGUGCACCA
Messenger RNA from Closterium sp. NIES-67, 585 nucleotides. NCBI's taxonomy places the organism in Eukaryota, Viridiplantae, Streptophyta, Zygnematophyceae, Desmidiales, Closteriaceae. The record is from the annotation of a GenBank genome assembly.